AUGCCGUCACAUAUCCACUCUGUUACCAACAUACACCGUAUAGCCUGCAUCCCCGGCGACGGCAUCGGCGUCGACAUAACAGAAGCCGCCAUCCAAGUCCUCAACGUCUUAAGCAAAACCAUCGGCGGCUUCGAAUUCGACUUCACGACCUUUGACUGGAGCAGCAAGAACUAUCUCGAGCGAGGAUGGUACAUGCCACCGGACGGUCUCGAGCAACUGAAAGCCUAUGAUGCCAUCUACUUCGGUGCCGUUGGCUGGCCCAAUGUGCCUGACCACAUAUCCCUCUGGUCCCUCAUCUUGCCAAUCCGGAAGUCGCUGAACCAAUACGUCAAUGUCAGACCCACACGUAUCCUCCCUGGCACCACAUCCCCUCUAUCAAACUGUAAACCCGGCGAUCUCGACUGGAUGAUCAUCCGCGAGAACAGCGAGGGCGAGUACUCCGGCCAAGGCGGCACAUCUCACGAAGACAGCCCGCACACCAUCGCCACUGAAGUCAGCAUCUUCACUCGCGUCGGCAUCGAGCGUGUAAUGCGAUAUGCAUUCGAGACCGCGCGCUCACGACCACGCAAGAAGCUCACCAUGGUGACCAAGAGCAACGCACAGCGCCACGGCAUGGUCCUCUGGGACAAAGUCUUCUACGAAGUCGCAAAAGAGUACGAGGACGUGGAGAUAGACAAGAUGCUUGUGGACGCCAUGACGGUGCGCAUGACGCUGCAUCCCUCCUCGCUCGACACCAUCGUUGCGACAAAUCUACACGCGGAUAUCUUGUCUGAUCUUGCUGCUGCGCUGAGUGGCUCGAUUGGCAUUGCGCCGUCGUCGAAUCUCGAUCCUACAAGGAAGAAUCCGAGUAUGUUUGAGCCUAUCCAUGGGUCUGCGCCGGAUAUCGCGGGGAAAGGAAUUGCGAAUCCCGUGGGUGCGUUCUGGAGUGCGGCGGAGAUGGUGAGGUGGGUUGGGGAGGAGAAGGCGGCAGAUGGGUUGAUGAAGGCGAUUGAGAAUGUUACCGAGAGGGGAGUUAAGACGAAGGAUCUGGGUGGGAGUGAGAAUACGAAGGGUGUGACCGAUGCGGUUUGUAAGGAGAUUGAGACACUUUUCAAGAGGGACUGA
This is a messenger RNA of Alternaria novae-zelandiae, 1104 nucleotides long. RefSeq lists its product as uncharacterized. Gene Ontology annotation, molecular function: NAD binding; oxidoreductase activity, acting on the CH-OH group of donors, NAD or NADP as acceptor; magnesium ion binding. The transcript has a single exon. NCBI's taxonomy places the organism in Eukaryota, Fungi, Ascomycota, Dothideomycetes, Pleosporales, Pleosporaceae. The record is from RefSeq and is a predicted model, not a curated record. The coding region runs from base 1 to 1104 and encodes 367 amino acids.